AUGAAGGAAUUCAAGGAGGAACUGAAGAGGAUACAACUGACUGACUUAAGGGAGAGAAGAAUUGAACAGGCCAUAACCAAUGCAAAGGAUAUGUGGGAAAUAACGAGGAGACUAAAACGGUCGAUGAGAAAUAAACCAUCAAGGUUCACAAAGUUAGAAGAAGCAAGGAUGGUGGAUUGAUGGAGAAUGCAGUAUGAAGAAAGGACUGGAACUGGGAUGUGUGAUCUGAACCAAAUCCUCCAUCAAAAGAAGAGGCUGAAGGAGCUAUUAAAGCAUUAG
This is a messenger RNA of Blepharisma stoltei, 279 nucleotides long. NCBI's taxonomy places the organism in Eukaryota, Ciliophora, Heterotrichea, Heterotrichida, Blepharismidae. The record is from the annotation of a GenBank genome assembly.